Solanum stenotomum is the source of this 486-nucleotide messenger RNA. RefSeq lists its product as uncharacterized. The record is from RefSeq and is a predicted model, not a curated record. The transcript is spliced from 2 exons. Bases 1 to 486 code for a protein of 161 amino acids. NCBI's taxonomy places the organism in Eukaryota, Viridiplantae, Streptophyta, Magnoliopsida, Solanales, Solanaceae.
AUGUCGAAUUUAUCAAAGCUUGAGUUCGUGGCACUAGACAUUUCUGAAAAUAAUUACUUGUCAUGGGUACUCGAUGCUGAAAUUCACCUUGACGCUAAAGGUCUUGGUGCCACUAUUACCAAUGGUAAUACAACGUCGAGUCAGGACAAAGCAAAGGCAAUGAUUUUCCUUCGUCAUCAUCUGGAUGAAGGAUUGAAGGUUGAAUACCUUACGGUGAAAGAUCCACUUGAAUUGUGGAUUGGUUUGAAGGAAAUGUAUGACCACCUUAAGGCAACGCAGCAAUACCGUGAAAGGGGAUUCAAAAAGUAUUCUGAGUUGAUCUCAUGCCUUCUUGUGGCUGAGCAACAUAAUACUCUUUUAUUGAAAAAUCAUGAGGCCCGUCCCACGGGAACUGCUCCGUUACCGGAAGCAAAUGAGGUUGAAGCACAUGGCCAGUCUAAAAGAAGACAAAAUAAUGUGCGUGGAUGUGGAAAUGGCAGAGGAUGA